AUGGAGUGGACAAAGGCUACCUAUAACGAGCAGUACGAGAAGUGGGUUCCUUGGAUGGAGGACAUCUAUCUUCGCUGGUUCACCAAGGAUAACAAGACAAGCUAUGCGGCCAAGCAAAACCUCGACAAGACCAAAGUCACAGGCGUCGAACAAGUCGAUACUCUCCAAGACGGCGUCCAUAACCUCGCUGCCGGUCAAGUCGGCCAAGGAGGACUUCUCCAACCCGUCGGCGACCUCGCAUCAAAGGAGGGCGUGAACCGAGCUGAGCGACAAGGUCGUGAUGAGAACGGCGGAUACGUCAACAAGGAUGUUCCAGGAUCUGGAGCCAUGAACAGCACAGCGAAUGCUGUUGUAGGUGGUGGACAGGGUGCUGCCCAGGGGCUACAAGAUGUUGGAAAGGGCGUUGGUAACACCGUUGGCGGACUCUUGGGUGGCAAGAAGGAGUAA
This is a messenger RNA of Fusarium tjaetaba, 447 nucleotides long. RefSeq lists its product as uncharacterized. The record is from RefSeq and is a predicted model, not a curated record. NCBI's taxonomy places the organism in Eukaryota, Fungi, Ascomycota, Sordariomycetes, Hypocreales, Nectriaceae. Bases 1 to 447 code for a protein of 148 amino acids. The transcript is spliced from 2 exons.